Molecule: messenger RNA, 420 nt
Organism: Gongylonema pulchrum
Lineage: Eukaryota; Metazoa; Nematoda; Chromadorea; Rhabditida; Gongylonematidae
Source: the annotation of a GenBank genome assembly
AUGAUCGCGUUCUAUUCAUUUGUUUUCAAAACAUUCAUUGUUAAUAUGCCAGUUUUAUUGAUACCAUACGAUGAUUACUGCGAAAAAAACUGGUGGACCAAUUUUUUGUACCUUAACAAUUACAUUGACUACGGCAAUCAGUGCUAUACGAUAUCGUGGUACUUGGCGACAGACCUGCAAAUGUACUUGUUUGCACCAGUCUUGCUGGUACCAUUGGCUUUGAAGCCCGCAGUUGGAUAUAUCACUGCCGGCGUGUUGAUGUUGCUUUCAACUAUAGCCAAUUUGGUGACGAUAUACAAAUUUUAUUUCCCACCGACGGAUUUCUCCAUAGGUGCUAUGGAUCCAAGGAUGGGUCCAUUCGCGUACGUUUUGCGUCAAUUGUGUGUUCAGAUAGCAACAUUGACUUCACUAUCGGGAUAA